Molecule: messenger RNA, 4106 nt
Organism: Coturnix japonica (Japanese quail)
Lineage: Eukaryota; Metazoa; Chordata; Aves; Galliformes; Phasianidae
Source: RefSeq, a predicted model, not a curated record
CGGAAAGUGACGUCACAGCCGCGACUCGUUGUUGCUAUGGGGACUGUUUGGGCGGGAAGGGGCGAGUGUGGGCGCCGCCAUCUUGGCGCUGAGCCUCCUGUUAAUUGACAUUCCUCCCUCUGGACCCAAUGGAAGAACGCUGGAGAUUGACAAAAUAUCUUUGUGAUAGAAUCUUUCAGAGCUCCUGCAGGACUCCAGGAAUGGGAUUCAUCCCACAGAACCUCAGUAUAAAGGACAGAAGCUUAUCCUAAGACCCUAAUGUAGAUAAUGGAGAGAAAUAGGUGAUAAGAUGUGGUAAAAAGCGAUAACAAGGUGCAGUACUUCUCACCUGGUCAGAUGUGUUCCAAACAUUGUUCUCAAUAAUAAUAAGGGAGAAUAUGUCUCCCUGUUGUCUUUAUAUGCCAGAAAAGGGCCACAGAAUCAUCGAGAUUGUAAAAAACCUCUCAGAUCAUCUACUCCACCUACAUGUUUAUUGAAUGCCUGCAGGGAUGGUGACUCAACCACCUCCCUGGGCAGCCUGUUCAGAUGUGUAGGCUCUAAACUAGCCGUGUCAAAUAGAACUAAAUGGUGAAAAGAGACUUAUUUUUGUACUUAUGAUUGUACUCCUCUUCUUCAGACUGAACAAUCCCAGGUGGAUCCCACCUAACAGCUCCUACAGACUGACAGGAAUUGAGAUCACUCUCAGUAUCAACAGCUUCUAUGGACAACAGAAGGGCAGCCAAUGCGAUCUACCUAGUCUUGUGCAGGGCCUUUGACGUGGUCCCGCACCACAUCCUCAUCUCUAAAUGGGAGAGAUAUGGAUUUGAUGCAAUAGAAGGAAGGAACACCAUCCAAAGGGGCCUGGACAGGCCUGAGGAGUGAGCCCACGUGAAUCUAAUGAGGUUCAACAAAACCAAGUGCAGAUGUUGCACCUGGGUCAGGGCAAACAUAGAUAUAUAUACAGAUUGGCAGAAGAACUCUUUGAGAGCAGCCCUACUGCAACUGGACCUAGGUGAACUUUAAGGUCCUUUCCAGCCUAAACCAUUCUAUUAAUCUGUGACUUUAUUACUUGAGAGCGCUCCCUGGAUCAGAACCAAAGGAUUUAAUGGGCACUAAAAUGACAAACUCUUGUGAUAUCAUCAUCUCUGUGCUUGCUCUCCAGGUGUUCCAGAGACUGUCCAUUGGUUGUUGAGGAGCUGCUCUGAACGCAGCAAUGCCAUCCCUCUAAAGCAGGGAUAACACAAAGUUCUGUGUCCAGCACCUCCAUGGGACACCCUUCUUGCUAUCUUUGGUGGUGUUAUCUGCAAAAUGAGCCCUUGUCCUCUGGCACCAGUCAGAAACCAGAUGAGAGGGAAUACCAUGAAGAUGAGGAAGGCUUUGGGAUGAUCGGAGGGGAAAUCCUGUUUUUGGUGCUGCGCUGGCAUUUUGAUUAUCUGCCUUCUCUGCUGUGCUUACACCCGAAUAAGAUAUCAUUUAAUGUUGUGUUUUGUGCUGACACCUGCUGGACUCCAGUAGGAACCUGCUAUGAGCCUUGUGAAGAACUUCUAAGGAAGUUGUUAUUACUUGUAAUUAUCCCAAGGGAUGAUGUUGCUGUUAGACUGCCUUUAAUCUCCAGGUGUAAGUAAGCAAUCGUAUCUCCCCCAGUACCAUUUCCAUCCUCUCCUGAUUAUUUCUAGUUAGUAAUUAGCUGGGAAGUGGAAGGCAUUGAUUUCUUGAUCUAAAGAAACUUAAGCUGGAUAUAAGUAGCUUCACUACAGCCUGUUUUGUUUCAUUGGCAUAGAGCUGCACGUUCUCUGGGGAGAUCAAAAUGAGGGUUUUGAUCCUAAAAUGAUUCCAUUGCUGUCUAGUAAUGGUGAACCACACACUUAAAUCCUUACUCAUUCCUUAUUUGGGGCAUUGCUAAGGUACCUUGUGGAUUAGGAAUGGAGAAGUAAUCCAUUACUUACAGAAAUAAUAGUUCUCCCAGCAGUAAUCCACAAUGAAUUGCAUUAUAGCCAAUUGCACAGGAUUAACUUAGACUGGACAAGGCAGAGUUGCAGAUGGAGCCCCUUUGCUGUGCUUCUGUUGCAGGUUGACAAACAUUUCUAUGUAUUGUAUCAUGUGUUUUCCCCCUGGGUAAGAAGGAAAUAGUGUUUAUAUACUGUUGUAAGUAACAAAUGUUAUUUUCCUGAAACAGAUCUUCAAGAAAGCUCAAGAUAAAAGGUUGUGUUCUGCCGAAAGGGAGAACGCUUCCAAAGGUAAAAUUAAACUUUGUUAAUUUGCGCAUAGGAUUCACCAAAGUUUGAUGCAAAAUACCCCAGGACCCCUUGAGGGAGCAGGAGAUACAGGCAAUGACAGAAGGUCAAAACUUUACAAAAAGGAGUGACUCCCUCUGAGCUGGAUGGCUUAACUCUUCAUUUAACCCUUCACUUGUUAACGUGCCACUGUGAUAUAUGUGAUUCACUGCAUGGGACAGCAUUUUGGGACAGUGUCCGCUCUGCCCACACAGAUGUGUCAGGGCCUCAUACGGGGCACCCUCCCAAACAUCCUCCGCCCAUUGAGUGCUGCAUUUAAGCUGAGGGCAUUCAGUUGGUCACUUGAGCUGCUGUGGACAGACAACCUGCCCUUGGACCUACAUUGCAACCGUGGACUUAUCUGUGGAUCUGGGCUGCUGCUGUCCUUGGUUGGUGUUGCCAGACUUGUUUUGCUCCUCGUGUUUGGGUCCUGCGGGGCCGUGCUGCUUACGACUGAGUCGCCCUUCGCAUCAACAAUGAAGCUGAUUUUGAUCUUCAGUGCCCUCUUUGGGGCUGCCUUGUGCCUGGAAACUUUUGUUGGGCACCAGGUUCUCCGAAUCAAGACAAGAAACAAGGAGCAGCUGAAAAAGCUACAGUUUUUGGAAACACUGGAUCAUCUUGAGCUUGAUUUCUGGUUAAAUCCCUCCACCCCUGCCCUCCCUGUGGACGUACGAAUCCCCACUCACAGUGUCCAGGCAGUCAAAAUCUUCCUGGAGUCCAAUGGGAUUGAGUACUCAAUCCUGAUUGAAGACCUGCAGGUCGUUCUCGACAGAGAAAAGCAAGAUAUAGUUGCCUGUCAGCAAAUGGAACGCAGUAGCAGCACUUUCAACUAUGGAACUUACCAUUCUUUGGAUUCUAUUUACCAAGAACUGGAUAAUCUCGCAGCUGAGUAUGGCAACAUUGUCAGUAAGAUCCAGAUUGGGGAAUCCUAUGAAAAGCGGCCGUUGUAUGCACUCAAGUUCAGCACUGGAAGAGGAAACCGCCCUGCAGUCUGGCUUGAUGCUGGCAUUCAUUCCCGAGAGUGGGUUACCCAAGCGAGUGCAAUGUGGAUAGCUAGAAAGAUUGCCUCUGACUAUGGGAAUGAUCCAUCCAUCACCUCUCUGCUGAACAACCUGGACAUUUUCCUGCUGCCAGUCGCUAACCCUGAUGGAUAUGUGUUCACUCACACCACAAAUCGCAUGUGGCGGAAGACCCGCUCCAAGAACUCAGGCAGUCUGUGUAUUGGAGUGGACCCAAACAGGAACUGGGAUGCAGGUUUUGGAGGUCCUGGAGCCAGUAGUAACCCCUGUUCUGACUCUUACCGUGGACCCAGUGCCAACUCAGAGGUGGAAGUUAAAUCUAUUGUAAAUUUUAUUAAGAAUCAUGGAAACAUCCGGGCCUUCCUCACCCUGCACAGUUACUCCCAGCUCCUGAUGUAUCCCUAUGGUUAUAAAUGCACUCCACCAGCAGACAAUGCCGAGUUGAACGCCAUAGGGAAAGCUGCUGCCAAUUCCAUCCGGUCCCUGUAUGGCACCACCUACACAGUGGGGAGCAUUUGCACUACUAUCUACCAAGCCAGUGGAGGAAGCAUUGACUGGAGCUACGAUUACGGCAUCAAAUACUCCUUUGCCUUCGAGCUGCGAGACACGGGUCGCUAUGGAUUCCUCCUUCCAGCCUCCCAAAUUAUCCCCACUGCGGAGGAGACCUGGCUGGGUCUGAAAACAAUCAUGGAGUACGUACGAGACAACCCAUACUAAAGGCAGGGAUGGGAAUCAGCUGUCAAGAGCAGCAAGCUCAGAAAUCCUCUUCCUUUGGCGUGCUCAGGAAAGCUGUAAUCAUACAGCAGCUGUCUGAAUAAAAACCCUGCGUGCAUUC